Molecule: messenger RNA, 951 nt
Organism: Tricharina praecox
Lineage: Eukaryota; Fungi; Ascomycota; Pezizomycetes; Pezizales; Pyronemataceae
Exons: 1
Source: RefSeq, a predicted model, not a curated record
CCUUUCGAUACACCAUCCGGGGCACGGCACAACCGGAAACGUCAACAGGCUGACAUCGACGACGUCAUCGAGUCGUUCUCCAGUCUUCUGACGAGAAACUUCCCACGUCCCGAAACACCAGAUAUGGACAGACUCGCAGAAAUAAAACCGUCGGAGGAACUACGUCAGAUGUUCAAAGAAAUCGCGACUGCCCAGUCGGAAGCAGCAAUGCAGACUCGACGCGAUGGACAGGCCUCCCAACAAUCUAGAGGACCUGACGCAAAUGCAGUCGAUCUUGCUAGAGAGCGAGAUGCGCAACUUGCCGCAGCGUUGAACGUCGCUAGAGACCGUCUCAAGUCCAUGGUCGCGGAACGGAACAAGAUUAAAACCGGUACCUGGGUGGCCCCGGAAAUGGACUUGAACGAACCUCAUAUCGUGGUCAGCAUCCUACCAACGUUGCCCGACACCAGUGAUGCACCUGCCUCGCACGCCUACGAGUUCGAUCCAAACAUACUGCCGAAACUCGAGUACGGCAAAAACAUCUUUCAUUGGAUCAAGGCAAUGAAAAUCAUGGUCAACAUUUAUGGAGAGCAGCGAGUGUGCUCAUCGGUCUUCCCGUACUGCCUGGUUGAAGGCUACGCAGUAUACUACUGGUUUCUCUACCUCGGCGACACCGAUAUCGAGUACAUGAUCUCUCGGCCUGGUUGUUGGGAGUUCAUGAAGAGAAGAAUGACCGCAAGGUGGGGCAUCUCGUUAGGACUAUUCCAGGACGAAUGCGACCGAAGGCUCAAGAGGGUAGACGAAUCCUAUACAGUCUACGCAUACGAAAAACUGCAUCUCAUCGAGGGAGCAUACCUAGGUUUCAACGAGGAUAAUAAGGUGCUAAAAAUCAGGGCCGGCCUGGACCCAUCAGCCAGUCAAUACUGCAGAGAAUAUAAAAGCCUCGAUCGCUUGACGGACGAAUGCAUGUGA